UUCCUCCGUCCUUGCAGCACCUCGUGAGGAUCACUUGUUGUUGCGAAGCCAUGGUGAUGAAGUGCACCGCUGUGUGCCUCCUGGCACUGGCCUUCGUCUGCGAUGCUCAGUACCCCAUGCAAAAUCGGCGACAAGAUGACGCCGGUUCCCAGCAGUCCAAAAACCCAUUUGAAAAGCCGGUCACCUGGAUUUACCCGGAAGAUCCUCAGCCUCCGCCCAAGGUUGACGUGACCAUUGAGAUCAGGCACCCCAUCUCCCCUACGACCGUCGCUGUGGACUGCCGGGAGAGGGACGCACAUGUGGAGGUCAAGAAGGACUUCUUUGGAAUAGGCCAGGCGGUCAACCCCGAGGACCUCACCCUGGGAAACUGCGGCGCCGUGGGGGAAGACACAACUGCUCACGUGCUGAUUUACGAGUCUGAGCUGCACAAUUGCGGCAGUGAGUUGAGGAUGACCGAAGACUCCCUCAUCUACCAAUUCAAGCUCUUUUACACCCCCAGCCAGUUAGUGGGGACCCCUAUUGUGAGGACUCCCAAAGCUGUUGUGGUCGUAGAAUGCCACUACCCGAGGAAUCACAACGUGAGCAGCCUACCUCUCGACCCACACUGGGUUCCGUACUCUGCCGUCAAGGUGUCCGAGGAGUUCUUGUACUUCAGUCUGACCCUCAUGACCACCGACUGGAUGCACGAGAGGCCUCGCUUUGAAUACUUCCUGGGUGACAUGAUUUUCAUCGAGGCGUCCGUCAAGCAGUUCUACCACGUGCCCCUCCGUGUUUACGUGGACAGCUGUGUGGCUACGCUCUCACCUGAUAUUAACUCCAACCCCAGAUAUGGCUUCAUUCAGGACGGAUGUUUAGUUGAUGCCAGCAUCACGGGAUCAAACUCCAGAUUCAUGCAGCGCACAGACGAGAACAAGCUUCGGUUCUUGUUGGAGGCCUUUAGGUUCCUGGGCACUGACGGAGGUGGAGGCGGAGGCGGAGGUGGAAAGGGGAAAGAAGGUGAAAUUGACUACUCCAAUAGGAUGUACAUUACCUGCUACCUGAGAGCCACGUCCACCAGCCACAGCAUUGAUUCUGAGCACAGGGCCUGCUCCUACAUCGAUGGCUGGAGGGAGGCCAGCGGAGUGGAUGCAGCUUGCAGCACAUGUAGUAGCGGUGGACACCAGUCUACUGGUAAAGGUGUAGUGAACAGCGGUGGCAACACGGGUUGGAAUCCUUCUACGGGUACAGGGGGCGGAACAGGCACUGGCUGGGGCACCGGGGGCGGUGGCUCAACCACCAUUGGAGGCGGAAAACCCUGGAUCCCACCCCGCCAACAACAACAACAAGGCUCUUCGGAUGGCAGCACUUCUUGGAGCACAGGGGGCGGAACAGGCGGUACCUGGGGCACCGGGGGCACCGGGAGCGGAACAGGCGGUACCUGGGGAACCGGGGGCGGUACCUGGGGCUCAACCACCACUGGAGGUGGCAAACCCUGGACCCCCGGCCAACAACAACAAGGUUCUUCGGGUGGCAGCACUUCUUGGAGCACAGGGGGCGGAACAGGCACUACAUGGGGCACCGGGGGCGGUGGCGGUGGCGGUGGCGCUGGCGCUGGCGGUGGCGGUGGCGGUGGCGGUGGAGGUGGCAGUGGCUCCACUGGAGGUGGAAAACCCUGGACCCCCAGCCAACAACAACAAGGUUCUCCGGGUGGCAGCACUUCUUGGAGCACAGGGGGCGGAACAGGCACUACCUGGGGCACCGGGAGCGGUGGCGGUGGCGGUGGCGGUGGCGGUGGCGGUGGCGGUGGAAGUGGCUCCACUGGAGGUGGCAAACCCUGGACCCCCAGCCAACAACAAGGUUCUUCGGGUGGCAGCACUUCUUGGAGCACAGGGGGCGGAACAGGCACUACCUGGAGCACCGGGGGCGGCUCAACCACUACUGGUGGCAAACCUUGGACCCCCAGCCAACAACAAGGCCAAGGUAGCUGGGGCACUGGCGGCGGUGUAACAGUCAGCGCUCCGGUCGUUAAAAAAACCCUCAGUGCCUGGGUCUCCGGCGGCGGUUCAAGGAAGGGCCGUUCCGUGACAGAAGAGGAGAUAGUCUGGAGAGGUGCGGUCACGCUGGGUCCCAUCGCCAUUGGAGAGCAGCAAUAAAGCCAACAUUCCAUGGCAAUCCAAAGAAACCUUCACAUUGGUUGAUGACUGACUGGAUGUUAUUCCCCGCACAACGCUAUGACCUCUGUUUCAACCAAAAGAAAGAGGGGAAAAAAACAGUUAAAAUACUAAGUGUCCCAAAAAAUAAAACCUUUUCAAAUUGCCACUUCUGUUGCAUUGUCGCUUUGUAAUGACAUGAAUAUUUAAUAAAAGCCACUUUUUUUCCCAA
Entelurus aequoreus (snake pipefish) is the source of this 2361-nucleotide messenger RNA. RefSeq lists its product as uncharacterized. The transcript is spliced from 7 exons. Lineage: Eukaryota; Metazoa; Chordata; Actinopteri; Syngnathiformes; Syngnathidae. The record is from RefSeq and is a predicted model, not a curated record. Gene Ontology annotation, molecular function: acrosin binding. Gene Ontology annotation, biological process: binding of sperm to zona pellucida; egg coat formation; positive regulation of acrosome reaction. The coding region runs from base 51 to 2132 and encodes 693 amino acids. Gene Ontology annotation, cellular component: extracellular matrix.